Messenger RNA from Lolium rigidum, 4092 nucleotides. RefSeq lists its product as uncharacterized. Gene Ontology annotation, molecular function: catalytic activity. The record is from RefSeq and is a predicted model, not a curated record. Lineage: Eukaryota; Viridiplantae; Streptophyta; Magnoliopsida; Poales; Poaceae. The transcript is spliced from 3 exons. Bases 1 to 4092 code for a protein of 1363 amino acids.
AUGAAGAUUCUAAGCUUGAAUUGCCGGGGUUGUGGCAAGUCAGGGGCGAUUCCAGAGCUCCGCAGUCUGAUGGAGAACCACCGUCCAGACCUCGUUUUCCUGAUGGAGACGAAAUUGAGCAAGGAAAAAUGUGAGCGUAUGCAAUGGAUGUUGGGUUUUCCCCAUGGACUUUGUGUAAAGUCUGAAGGGCGAAGUGGUGGCAUUGCAUUGUGGUGGAAAAGAGAAAUUUCUGUCAGCCUGAAAUCUCUUGCCGAAGCUCACAUAGAUGUGUUCAUAUCCCCAGAUGAGUCAGGAUGGAAAGAGUUCAGACUAACUGGUUUCUACGGUGAACCACGUCGUGAUCUCCGUCCUCAAAGCUGGUACUUGUUGAAGUACUUGAAGCGUCAGUUUAAAAUACCCUGGAUAUGUGUUGGAGAUUUCAAUGAGGUGUUGUCAAAUUCUGAAUAUUUUGGUUCCAGAGAGAGGGCGGAGUGGCAGAUGGAUGGAUUCAGGGAAGUAGUGAAUUACUGUAACUUCAUUGAUCUCGGGUACACUGGUUUGCCUUAUACAUGGGAUAACAAGCAGAAUGGCAGCAGAAAUGUUAAAGUUCGCCUUGAUCGUGCAUUGGCCAAUGCAGAUUUUAUAAAUAUUUUUGAGGGCACCUGGGUGCAGCAUGUCCAGACCACAACCUCCGACCAUUGUGCGCUAAUUAUUGAAAUAAAGAAAGGCUUGCACAAUCAAGUUACUAGGACAACUUCGAAGCUUUUCAGAUACGAGAACAUGUGGCAAUCUCAUCAGGAGUACAACCAGAUUAUCAGAAAGGCUUGGUAUGAUAACAGAAAGGGUGAUAAUUUAAGCGCAGUCGCUACAACCUUACGAGGGGUUCAGAAAGAACUGCAACAUUGGAGCUAUUACACCUUCGGUUCCGUCCGCAGGAAGGCAACCAAAAAAGGUGCAGAUCGAAUUCAGAAAGCCAUUGAGGAUUAUAACAGAGCUUCUGGCCAGCUCGUCAACAAGCAGAAAUCUUCAGUUUUCUUUAGUCUUAAUACCAAUGAGGAAGUGAAGAUGGAAGUGCUGAAUAGUCUGGGCAUUGAAAAUGAGGCGUUAGGUGCUAAAUAUUUAGGCCUCCCUACGGCUGUUGGAAGGUCGACAAAGGAAGCUUUUGAGUACAUACCAGAGCGAGUGCAUGCAUUAGUAUCUGGAUGGUGCGAGAAGAAUCUGAAUGCGGCAGGAAGGGACGUCUUUUUGAAGUUGGUGGUGCAGGCAAUACCAACUUACUCUAUGAGCUGUUUUAAGCUCAGUCCGGCGAUUUGUAAAAAGAUCACCUCAUCAAUGUCAAACUACUAUUGGGGUGGAUGUCCAGAGAAGAGGAAAAUGCACUGGUUAAACUGGCCAGAUAUGACACGCUCCAAGUUGCAAGGAGGAAUGGGGUUCCGUGACUUGCCUACUUUCAAUUUGGCACUUCUCGCAAAACAGGGCUGGCGACUGUUGAUGAAACCAGACUCGUUAUAUGCUAGAGUGAUGAAGGGGAAGUAUUUUCCACAUUGUGACUUCAUGCAAGCAAAGAAAGGAAAACACUCCUCGCAUACAUGGCGUGCUAUCCUCAGUGGGCGUUAUGCGCUGGAACGUGGUAUGAUCAAACGAGUCGGGACUGGAAAGGAUAUUAAAAUAUGGGAGGACAAUUGGAUCCCCUCAAACAGAUCACUUAGACCCUUAUGGAAACCACCGAACACCCAGCUAACAUGGGUGGCCGAUUUGAUAAAUGCAGCUGAAGGAACUUGGAAUGAAAGCCUGGUACGUGACACUUUUAUACCUCCAGAUGCAAAUGCAAUUCUCUCCAUCCCUCUUGGUGGAAUUGAAAGUGAUACUCUAGCCUGGGUUUUUGAGAAGCAUGCAAGCACUAAGCACACAGUGAAGCCACAGAAGAAAGGGUUCUUUGCAAUGGAUCGUCGUGCUAGCUUUGCUGCCCCGAGCAUCCGCGUCAGGAUUCCUGACCAGCUGCCGACGCUGUUCGAGCCGCAGAACACCACGCCGCACGUGCGCACCCACUCCGACGCCGGCGAAGAAGUGCCGUCUCCGGAACGCUGCCUCAGCGUGCUGGCCCUCCAGCUCGCCGUCCUGGAGAAAGCCGCGAGCCGUCUCGGCACGCUGGCCUUCGUCUGGGCCACGGUCGUCCUCCUUGCCGGGUUCGCCAUCACGCUGGGCCGGACCGACUUCUGGUGCAUCACGGGCCUCCUCCUAAUCGAGGGCACCCGCAUCCUGGGCCGCAGCCACGAGCUGGAGUGGCAGCACCAGGCCACUUGGCGCCGCCACCGGCCCGUGUCCUGCGCUAUUGUGCGCGCCUUCUCCUGGAUGCAGCUCGUCUCCGCCUCGGCGUGCGUCUCUCUCUCCCUCAUCCGCCUCCUCCACCAGCACUAUGGCGGCAGUGAGGAGGCCCGCACCAAUCGGAGCGCCGCGCUGAACAUCUUCUACGGCCUAGCGCUCGCUGAGGCACUCCUGUUCCUCGUCGAGAAGGCGCUGUGGCAGUGGAAGAUGGGCCACCGACGCCUUCUCGAGAGCGUCGCCGAGGACUGCAACCUUGCUAACGCCUGCGGCGGCGAGGUGGCCGUCCGCCGCUUCUUCUAUGACUCCUACUCAUGCUGCCUCAACGGUAGCAUCUUCGACGGCCUUCACAUGGACCUCGUCUCCUACGCCAACGACCUCGUUACAGCGGGCUCCCACGACGAGCAGAGCCUUGGCGUCGGCAUCCUCGUCUCUCUCGCCGAGUCUGACCGCUUCGCCGACGCCGCGCUCCGUAAGAUAGGCGUUUCCGCGCCCACCAUCGAGAGGCUCAUCGAGAUGCUCAGCUGGAAGGACUCGACGGAGAGGGAGGUCCGGCGAUCGGCAGCGGUAGUGGUGUCCAUGCUCACAGAGAGGAAGCACAUCGCCCUCCGUAUCACCGGCAUCCCCGGCGCUAUCGAGUCGGUCGCCUCGCUACUCUACGCUGACCUCGACGAGGUCAACAUCCUCGGCCUCUCCAUCCUCAACAAGCUAGCUCACGACCACGAUAACUGCGACAAGAUCGGCAACACGCGCGGCCUCCUCGACAAGAUCAUCUCCUACUCCAGUAUCGACCAUGGGCGCCUGGCCCCGACAACGCCGAGGGACAUGAGGCUCAAGGCGGUGAAGCAGUCGCUCCGCGUGGUAAAGAGGCUGGCGGGGACGACGGGGAACACCGGGAAGCUGCUCCGGAGGGAGCUAACCGACAUCGUCUUUACCGUGAGCAACGUCAGGGAGGUGCUGCAGCACCAUGACAAGAAGGUCCAGGCCGAGCUGCACCAGCUGGGCAUUGAGAUACUGACGAGCCUUUCCAUGGACAAGGAGGCGAGGGAGGUCAUCGGCGAGACGGGCGGCGUGGUGAGAGUGCUUGUCUCCAUGUUCUUGUCUCCAGUGGCGACGGCAGAUUUUCGACAUGCAGAUGCGAUCCGGGUGGAGGCCGGCGAGGCGCUCGCGAUGCUGGCCCUGGAGAGCAAGAACAACUGUGGCGCGAUCAUAAUGGCUCUUGGCGGAGGGGUCGGGAGGCUCGUUGCCGCGCUGAACGACCCUGUUGUCAUCGUCGGUGCCGCCAGGAUCCUGCACAACCUAUGCUCCUAUGCUGGCGACGAGUGGCAGAUCAAGCUGAAAGGAGUCACGGCCGGCGCCACCAAGGUGUUGAGGACAAUCAUGGUGGAGAAGGAGAAGGUCCUCAACAUCUUCCUCGGGCUUGCGGCGCAGAUGGUCCAGUUUAUGGAGCCAAGGGAGCUCAAAGCAAGCCUCGCCACGGCGAGCGUGGUGGACACGGUCCUGGCGGGGACGCUGGUGCAGGUGCUGCGUCAGUACAGCCGCCCGUCCAUGGACGUGCCUCCAAUCCGCCGGUACACCAUCGAGCUCGCCGUCGCCAUGAUGCGGUCGGACGCUCGCUACGUGGCCCUGUUCUUCGAGCUCGGGAUGGAGGGCGAGCUGAGACGCGUCGCUGGAACCACAUCGCAGCUCGAGUGCUUCAAUGUCUUCUCCGGAAGCGUAGGGCUCAGUCGACACACCAUCAAUGUUUGCUCGCUCGUCACGUCGGCGUUGGAGUUGAUGAAGAAGAACUGA